AUGCCAGACAUGUACGCUUUCCAAGCAGGCUCUCAGCCAAGCACGCAGCAAAAAGACAAAUCCUCAGCGCCUCAAGUCACACCCAAUAUUCUUCCGUGCCAAGUCCACCAUGACGGUCCAAUUGCAUCCUACAAUCGGUUUUGGACGCCCGUCGCAGAUGCAAAAGAUAACACACAAUCUGCACAUUUCCGAGGGCGCAAACUCCGCGGGCGACGUGUUGCGAUCCCCGAGGGCUAUCAAGGAAUCAUCGCAAUGCCCACAGAACGCGUCCUACCCUCCCGGCCAACAGACAAGGGUGACGAGGAUGUUGAGAUCCUCGAGAACGGACCCGAGGAACCGGUCAAGAUUCUCGAGACACAGGGCACGUUUGACGAGAUGGUUGUAUGGCAACAUGAGUUCUUGCCUGCGGCUGACGAUACGUUCGUAAAGGGUGUGGAGGAGUGGGUGCGGUUUGCGGAGACGAUGCACGUAACACCGGUGGAUGUCGCAAAAUAA
Messenger RNA from Penicillium verhagenii, 495 nucleotides. RefSeq names its product ribonuclease H2 subunit C. The transcript is spliced from 4 exons. NCBI's taxonomy places the organism in Eukaryota, Fungi, Ascomycota, Eurotiomycetes, Eurotiales, Aspergillaceae. Gene Ontology annotation, cellular component: ribonuclease H2 complex. Bases 1 to 495 code for a protein of 164 amino acids. Gene Ontology annotation, biological process: RNA catabolic process. The record is from RefSeq and is a predicted model, not a curated record.